AUGUCAAAUCUUGCCAAACUUGAAUUUGCGGCCUUAGACAUCUCAGGCAAGAACUAUUUUUCAUGGGUGUUAGAUGCUGAAAUUCACCUAGAUGCUAAAGGUCUAGGAAAUACUAUAUUAGCAGAUAAAGAAGCAUCUAAUCAAGACAAGGCAAAAGCAAUGAUUUUCAUCCGUCAUCAUCUGCAUGAAAGAUUAAAAGUGGAAUAUCUCACUGUGAAAGACCCUCUUGAGUUGUGGAAAAAUUUGAAAGAACGAUUUGACCAUCAGAAAACUGUGAUACUCCCUAAAGCUCGUUAUGAUUGGAUGCACUUACGGUUGCAAGAUUUUAAGACUCAGCAAUACCGUGAAAAAGGUUUUAAAAGGUAUUCUGAAUUGAUUUCAUGCCUUUUGGUGGCUGAGCAAAAUAAUGAGCUAUUGAUGAAAAAUCAUGGAAUUCGUCCCACUAGUUCUGCACCAUUCCCUGAAGUGAAUGUAGCAGUUGCCACCAUAGAUGACGCCUAA
This is a messenger RNA of Gossypium arboreum, 501 nucleotides long. RefSeq lists its product as uncharacterized. The record is from RefSeq and is a predicted model, not a curated record. The coding region runs from base 1 to 501 and encodes 166 amino acids. Lineage: Eukaryota; Viridiplantae; Streptophyta; Magnoliopsida; Malvales; Malvaceae. The transcript has 3 exons.